UUGUGAAGUUUUAUUAAUCGAGAUUCGUUAUAUCCACACAUUGUAUUGCACUGAUACAUUGUUUAAUAAAUUUUAAAACUUUUAAGUGAUUGUGUAGUGUAUUGGUUAGUGUUUAUACCACAGCUGUUCGUUAUUUUUUGCUGGAAAAGAAAUAAAAAUGACACAGGCACUAGCGGCGCUGGCCGCUGUGUGCCUGUGCUUAACCGGGGGGGAGGCGCAGCCGACGGGCUGCAGCUUCGGCACCCACUACUGCCCCGAAGGUUUCUACUGCGAGCCCGACCUGCUGUACUGCCGCAAGUGUCUGCGCUGCGAGGACUUGAAGCGGGAAUCGCUACCCUCGCAGUCCUCUUGCGUCAAAUCUGUGUCUGAUUGUGGACCUUGCUACAAAGGAUUGGUGAUAGACCACCGUGGCGAUGUGAACUCGGCAUGUGUGCCGCGCGGCGAGCACGGCGCGGGCGCAGAAGAGACGGAGGGCUUCCCGGUGUACGGGUGGGUGCUGGUGACGUUGCUGUGCUUGCUCCUGCUGAUGCUGUUUGGCGGCAUCGUGUGGUACGUUCUCAAGCACCCCGACACGCUGAAGAUUCUCGCCUGUAAGUACCAUUACGUAACAGUAAGAUUUUUAAAUGUUAAGAUAAAUGACUGGUGUACACUACGGCAGUGA
Messenger RNA from Papilio polytes (common Mormon), 661 nucleotides. RefSeq lists its product as uncharacterized. The record is from RefSeq and is a predicted model, not a curated record. Bases 158 to 661 code for a protein of 167 amino acids. Lineage: Eukaryota; Metazoa; Arthropoda; Insecta; Lepidoptera; Papilionidae. The transcript is spliced from 4 exons.